Messenger RNA from Pocillopora meandrina, 410 nucleotides. Lineage: Eukaryota; Metazoa; Cnidaria; Anthozoa; Scleractinia; Pocilloporidae. The record is from the annotation of a GenBank genome assembly.
AUGGCUCGUACCAAGCAAACCGCCCGGAAAUCAACAGGUGGAAAAGCUCCUCGUAAACAGUUAGCCACUAAGGCGGCCCGCAAGAGUGCUCCCGCUACGGGUGGCGUGAAGAAACCUCACCGUUACAGACCAGGCACAGUUGCACUCCGUGAAAUCCGUCGUUAUCAGAAGUCUACGGGUUACUUAUCCGCAAGUUGCCCUUUCAACGGCUUGUGCGGGAGAUCGCGCAGGAUUUCAAAACCGAUCUGCGAUUCCAAAGUUCCGCUGUACUAGCGCUCCAAGAGGCUAGCGAAGCUUACUUGGUGGGUCUGUUCGAAGAUACCAAUCUGUGCGCCAUCCACGCCAAACGCGUAACCAUCAUGCCGAAGGAUAUCCAGUUGGCUCGAAGGAUUCGUGGCGAGCGGGCUUAG